CCAGUUUGUUUGAAAUAGUUUCAUUUCAUUAAUCAUGGGUAAGAGGCGUGACUUCUGGAUACUGACCAAUCGGCUUUCUACAUUUACGAUAAACCCGUGUUCUUACGAUUAAAUACAAUUCUGAGUAGUGUGAUGGGGUAGCGAUUUUAAAACACAAGUAGAAACAAUCGAGUACAAGGAAGUGGAUUUUUAGUAAAUGUAAGUGACAGUAUAAUUUAGAGCUUGAAUUGCCUGUUUUAUGUCUGAUCGAGAAAACAUAGAAUUGACACUGUAAACAAUAGAGCUAAUGAAGGAAGCAAAGAAGCGGCGCCGUACUGCUUUAUUCUAACUGUCUGCCGUUCGUUUCUGCAGAGGAUCAGUGGGGUCCGUGGCUCUGAACGGGAGCAAAUCGAAGUCGCCGGACAGAUCCCUAGCUUCACGCUCCACUGGGCGCGGAGGAGCAGCAAGAUCCUUGAUGUCCAACCAACGUAUAUUUGAAGACAUUAUUUUCUUCAGUAUAAAAAGAAAGUCUAAGGGAAAAUGGCAGAGCUAAAUAAAGAAGUUAUUGAUCUGGUUUGGGGAAGACGAACUGGCAACGGUGUGUCAGAUACUGUCUUCUGCAGGUGGACCCAAGGAUUUGUCUUCAGUGAAACAGAGCCUACAGCCCUAGAACAGUUUCAAGGCGGUCCUUGUGCAGUGAUUGCACCGGUCCAGGCUUUUCUUUUGAAGAAUGUCUUGUUUAAUUGUGAGAACUCCAAGUGGAGGGAGUGUUCAGAAGAGGAACGGAAAACUGUUCUUUGCAAUACUUUAAGUGACAUUUUAGAAACUGUUUGUUUCAACAAAUCAAAAUCCUACUCUUUAGUAACCUGGUCAAAAGGCAAAGUGUCAGAGGACAAUGCCAGCAUUUCUGACAGUCAUCCGGAAUCCAGCCAUCAUACAAAGGAUGAAGAACCUUCUACGUUGGCUGCUGAGGAGCUUGGCUUUGAGCGAUUUCAUACAAUAAUUCACAAAAGAACAUUGAAAACUGUUGGUGAGAUGAAGGAAGCAAUUUUGGAUCUUUAUGAUACAUGGAGGAACAAAUUCGGAGUGCUGCUUUUUCUGUAUUCUGUCAUAUUGACAAAGGGUAUUGGAAAUGUAAAGAAUGAAAUUGAAGAUUCAGCUGAACCCCUGAUCGACCUUAUAUAUGGUCAUGGAAGCCAGAGUUUAACCAACCUGUUGUUGACGGGCUAUGCAGUUUCCAAUGUUUGGGAUGGAGACAGGGAAUGUUCUGGGAUGAAACUGCAGGGUAUACACAAUCAAGCAACUGUAGGUUUUCUUACUUUAAUGGAGUCCCUACGAUAUUGUAAGGUUGGAUCAUUUCUAAAGUCUCCAAAGUUCCCUAUUUGGAUACUUGGCAGUGAAACUCACCUCACUGUAUUUUUUGCCAAGGAAAUGCUCCUGGUUGCUCCUGAAUCCCCAUCAGAACAAGCAAGGAGAAUUUUCCAAACCUUUGACCCAGAAGAUAAUGGAUUUAUACCUGAUACAUUGCUGGAGGAUGUAAUGAAAGCACUGGACCUUGUGUCAGAGCCUGAGUAUGUAAACCUCAUGAAGAGUAAAUUAGACCCUGAAGGAUUAGGAAUAAUAUUACAAGGACCUUUUCUACAAGAGUUCUUUCCUGACAAGAACUCUGUUAUUCCAGACUCAUUCCCUGUGUACCACUACAAUGGACUGAAGCAGUCUAACCACAAUGAAAAGGUUAUGUAUGUAGAGGGAACUGCUUUAGUUGUGGGCUUUGAGGACCCAAUGGUGCGCACGGAUGAUACUCCAAUCAAACGCUGUCUGCAAACUAAAUGGCCAUACAUUGAGCUUCUGUGGACCACCGACAUAUCUCCUUCAUUGAAUUAACUUGACUUCUAUCUGAAAAUGAAUCAGAAAAAAAUCAGAAUGGCCUAAGCUUUAACAUCGUUAUGGUACACUCAAGCAGCUGGUGCUGACUUCAGUAUAAUCAGGGUCUUUUCUUUCCCUGGAUUGUACAGAGGUGAAUUGCCAUUAAAUAUUAAAUUAAGUUGUUUGUUCCACAUUAACUACUUUUCCUAAGGGUAUAUUUAAUUGGGAAACCCUGAAUGAUUACCUAUUUGCGUGUUAUGUAUUUUUCUUUUUUUCAAAUUGUUUCAUUUGAGCUUUUUUGUUCCCGUAAUGGUACUGCUAUUAUUUAGCGCCAAUCACUUUCUUCUGAAGUCAUAUUAUUACCUCAUAAGCAUUGGGUUUAAUGCAUUUGUCAAAAUAACAGCUGUAAACAGAACUUGCAUUAAGCAUAAUUGGCCCCCACCCACUCCAAUUGAAAAAGCUUGCUUGCAAAGCUAUAUUAAUUCAAGUAAGCCGUUUAUCUGUUGUGAUGUUUUGUUUGUUUUUGUUUGUUUUUUAUUGGAUUGGGCAACAAUUGACAUUUUAUUAGGCAACAAUUUAUACUGUCUGUCCUGUUAAGUAAAGCAAAAAUAUCUAAAACUAUUUGAAUAUUUGAACAUUAUGCAUAGUUCACUUAAAGAAUAAGAAAAAAAAUAAGUGGCUAUUAAAUCAUAUAACUUAUAUAAAUACAACACUGGCACAAAUGCAAGACACACUUCUAAUUUGGAUUUAGGGUUAAAAAUGAUACACAUACAGUUGCUGAGUAUUGCCAACAUUCCUUUAUCCUCUAUCUAAACUGGAACCAUAACCAACUUUUUAUUGCUGUGUUUAAUGCAUGAGAAAAGAUUGUUGUUGUCGACACAUCUCUAGUGUUCUGUUAUUUAUUACGAUCCAGUGGCCUACCUGAAAUAAACAUUUUUUUUCUUGAA
Messenger RNA from Acipenser ruthenus (sterlet), 2792 nucleotides. RefSeq names its product ubiquitin carboxyl-terminal hydrolase MINDY-3-like. The coding region runs from base 520 to 1863 and encodes 447 amino acids. The record is from RefSeq and is a predicted model, not a curated record. Lineage: Eukaryota; Metazoa; Chordata; Actinopteri; Acipenseriformes; Acipenseridae. Gene Ontology annotation, biological process: protein K48-linked deubiquitination. The transcript has 16 exons. Gene Ontology annotation, molecular function: calcium ion binding; K48-linked deubiquitinase activity; cysteine-type deubiquitinase activity.